This is a messenger RNA of Thamnophis sirtalis, 679 nucleotides long. Lineage: Eukaryota; Metazoa; Chordata; Lepidosauria; Squamata; Natricidae. The record is from RefSeq and is a predicted model, not a curated record.
GAACGUUCUGCAGCAGUCUUCUCACCCUAUCAAUAAGGUUCAGUUAGCCAAGGUGGAGGAUGGGAGCAGCAUGGAACUGUCCCAGCUCCUCAAUGAGAUCAGGGCAAACUAUGAAACGCUCCUCAGCCGAAGUCAGAUAGAGGCCAUCCUCUCAGCAGGGACCCAGCUAGAAAAAAUCACAACUGCAAGAAUGAACAAAGAUGAAGAAAUCUUAAAGGCAGCCAGGGCAGAGCUAAAUGAAGCUAGACGCCAAUGGCAUCAUAUGCAGACCGAAAUAGACUCUCUUCAUGCCAUGAAGGAAUCCAUUGAGGGAACUAGGCCAUUUUUUAAAAAUGAAGUUAAGGAAUUAAUUAAUGCAAGCAAGCUAAAAAAACAUGAAAUUGAAAAAGUGGAAAUACUGACAAAGCAAGCAGUCUUAAAUGGAGGUGUUGAAAAGGAUAGCACAGAGACUCAUAAUACAAUACAGACAGAAAAAGUAGAUGAAGUGAUUAAAGAAUGGGAAGGCUCUUUCUUCAAGGAUAACCCACACUUAAGAAAAAAGUCUGUUUCUUUGCGCUUUGAUCUUCACCUGGCAGCUACAGAUGAAGAUUGUUUACAUAUGAAACAGAAAAGUCUGCCUGAUAUUGAAGUGAGGUUGGUUAUGAGACGGUCUUGCAGCAUCCCAUCAAUCAAAACUUAA